Molecule: messenger RNA, 1452 nt
Organism: Sorghum bicolor (sorghum)
Lineage: Eukaryota; Viridiplantae; Streptophyta; Magnoliopsida; Poales; Poaceae
Exons: 10
Coding region: 106-1044 (312 amino acids)
Source: RefSeq, a predicted model, not a curated record
CGGUUGAGAGAGGAGGAGGAGCGCCAGCGCUAUCCUAUCCAUCCAGUCCAGCAUCCACUCCGUCUUCCAAGCUUUCCGGCUCCCUCCCAUCCCAGGCAACAAGAAAUGGCGGCGGCCUCCGCUCCCGUGCCCCCGGUCUUGUGCAAGCGGUGGCAGCAGCUAGUGCUUGUCCACACCACCAAGCCCCCCCUGCCCCUGCGCCUCACGCGCCACGCCGUCUCCGUCCGGGCCGCGCCGCCCCGUCAGCAGCAGCAGCAGCACCGCGCCCGCCCACGGCCACCUCCCAGGAAUAAGCCCCCCGGACCCGCGCGCCGUCCUCCCAGGAUCCCUCGGGACCAAGAUGAUUAUGAAUACGACGACGGCGACCGGGAGGAGGGGAGAUUCUCUGGGGGUACCCGGGCCGCCGCCAUGCCCAAGCCACCGGCCGGCUUCGUGCUGGAUGACCAGGGCAGGUGCAUCGCCGCAGCAUCCAAGCGCAUCGUCACCAUCAUCGACGACACCAGCAACCGCCCCUUGGAGUGCAUUAUCCGAAGAGUAUUCAGGAGCUCGCAGGGCCACGACUGCUUGCUUCUCUGCCCCGUUGACAUGCCUGUGCAGGUCCUCAAGAGCACAAAUUUCAGUGGAUGGGUAGCUGUCCAUGACGACCAACUCAAGCAAAUCAUUCCAUCUGUUGCCUAUGCCCUUGCCAGAGUGCAUAUGCACUUUGUCGAAAGCGGAUUCUGUUAUACAGCAAGGGGUGGCUUCUGCUUUCCUGAAGAGGCCAUUCAAGAGUUUCAUGAUUCUGGUGAUGGCGGUGACGGUGUACCUUUCGAAGGUGUAGAGAUUUGCUGCUUCAAUUUGGAUGGUGCACACUAUAUGAUUUAUACACCAGUUGAUCCUCUCCUGUUCGUCGCAGUCAAGCAUAAGGAUGGUGUCCUACGCAUUGCUGAGGAUGAUCUAAUGGAAGACCCUGGAGUUCUGGAUGCGGUAGAUGAAGAGACAGAAUUUACAGCUCUAGUGGAGGAGGAGGAGGCCCUUCUUGAAACAGUACUUGGUGAAAGGUGAUGGAUGCCAUGGAGCAGGGAGGGGGUUCCUACUUGUAUAGGAAGAGGAGGAUGAGGAGACUCUGAUUGUAGUCCACUCAGCCAAGAAGUAGAAUAGAAUGAAUGAAGCUGGCGAUAGAUACUAGUACCAGUUGGUUUUGAACAAGGGUUGCAUUUGUAAUUGUAAGCAGCUGCAACCUGCAAAGUGUAUAUUACUUGGAAUGGAUUAGAUGUGCAGCAAAGCAAAGCGCAUAAAAUUGAGCUAACUAGCCUAGGAUGGACAAUGCAGUUGAUCAGUUGAUUGUCUGCUGCUGCUGUUAAUCUCUGUCUGUGUAAACUAGGUAGUAUAGAUAGCUCAAUGGGACGAUCAAAGCCAUUUAUGCUGUGCUUAUGUGUUGAAUUAAUAAAUGAAAAACACCCCAAUCUGAUA